UGAUAACGGAGCUCUACACAAUCCACAUGUAGAAGGGAAGGUCAAACGGCGUCGUCUUCAGUUGCACUCUUCACCCUUCUCUAUCGUGAUCCAUCUCCGGUGGUCACUGAUUCAUCAUACGCCGUCGAUUACAUCUCAGCUCAACCUCUUCCACACUUUUCCCUUCAAAACAACGAAAAGUGGGCGGCGCUAAGGGGAAUCCUUCCCCCCCCUUUUUUUUUACUCCAGAGUAAUAUCUUUUUAUGGAUUUCGAUUUUCAAUUCAUUUGACGAGGAAGAAGAAGAUUUUAUAAUCAGACGAUGUCAAAGAAAGCCAGUAACUGCGGUAUUUGCGACAAUUCGAAUUGCGCUUCUAUUUGCGCCGUUUGCGUUAAUUACAGAUUAAAUGAGUAUAAUUGUUUGUUAAAAUCAUUGAAAAGCCAUCGUGAAUCUUUAUUUUCGAAAUUAAACGGACUGAUUGCCGCAAAGGGGAAAGCUGAUGAUCAACUGAACUGGGAAGUUAGUCAAAGCGAGAAACUGACUAACUUGAAAGAGAAGCUUCGUCGAAGCAAAGAACAAUUGGCUCAAGGGAAGGUUAAGAUUGAGAGAGUGUCUCAUGAAUUAAAGAUCAAAUAUGGAUUGCUUAAAUCAGCUGGUGCCACGUUGGAAAAAAAUAGCAUGGAAAAGCUCGAAAAGUUCUAUCCCAACCUUAUUCGCACACAGAGCUUGGGGCAUAUGGCAAUUACCUCAGAACGUCUUUAUAAGCAAUCUGUUGUCAUAAAGCAGAUAUGCAAAUUGUUUCCCCAACGACAUGUACAUUUGGAGGGGGAGGGAGGAGAUGGAUCUAGUGGUCAAUAUGAUCAUAUUUGUAAUGCUCGCUUGCCAAGAGGACUUGAUCCGCACUCUGUUACAUCAGAGGAGCUUGCUGCCUCGUUUGGCUACAUGGUGCAACUUCUAAAUCUUCUUGUUCACAAUUUGGCUGCCCCUGCUCUUCAUAAUUCAGGUUUUGCGGGAUCUUGCUCCCGGAUAUGGCAACGUGAUUCUUAUUGGGAUGCACGCCCUUCUUCUCGAAGCAAUGAGUACCUGCUUUUUAUACCUCGCCAAAAUUAUUGCUCCGCUACUGGUGAUAAUUCAUGGACAGAUAAAAGCUCUAGUAAUUUUGGUGUUGCUUCCAUGGAAUCUGAGAGAAGGCCUCAGCUGGAUUCAAGAAAUAGCUUCAAUUAUUCUUCUGCCUCUCCACACACUGUUGAAACACACAAGGACUUGCAGAAAGGGAUCUCUCUUCUGAAGAAAAGUGUGGCAUGCAUAACAAGUUACUGCUAUAACUCACUCUGUUUAGAUGUUCCUACUGAGGCAUCUACCUUUGAAGCAUUUUCUAAAUUGUUGGCCACACUAUCUUCAACUAAGGAAGUUCGAUCUGUUUUUUCCUUGAAAAUUGCUUGUUCAAGGUCGGGUAAGCAAGCUCAACAACUUAACAAAUCUGUAUGGAAUGUGAAUUCUCCUAUUUCAUCAAGCACGUUGCUGGAGAGUGCACACAUGCAGCCUUUUACGAAAAACAUCUCCGAUCACAACCUUCCUAGUUCGGCUGCCAGUUUGCUUUUUGCAAAUGAGAUGUCUGUUAACAGGAAGAACGAAAGCCUUAUCGAUGAAUGGGAUAUAGUGGAGCAUCUGAAAUUUCCCCCUCCACCAUCAGAAACUGAGGAUGUUGAGCACUGGACUCGAGCCAUGUUUAUCGAUGCCACGAGGACAAGGACAAAGAGAUGACUAAUAUUGAUAUUAUCCGUAUUUAGGUUAGGCCUAUGCUUAUUCCCCUCUAGUCAUAUAGCCAAAUACACAUUUUGUCCAGCG
Messenger RNA from Hibiscus syriacus, 1826 nucleotides. RefSeq lists its product as uncharacterized. NCBI's taxonomy places the organism in Eukaryota, Viridiplantae, Streptophyta, Magnoliopsida, Malvales, Malvaceae. The transcript is spliced from 12 exons. Gene Ontology annotation, cellular component: endosome; lytic vacuole. Gene Ontology annotation, biological process: SNARE complex assembly. Gene Ontology annotation, molecular function: SNARE binding. Bases 300 to 1742 code for a protein of 480 amino acids. The record is from RefSeq and is a predicted model, not a curated record.